Molecule: messenger RNA, 2416 nt
Organism: Melanotaenia boesemani (Boeseman's rainbowfish)
Lineage: Eukaryota; Metazoa; Chordata; Actinopteri; Atheriniformes; Melanotaeniidae
Gene: shisa3
Product: shisa family member 3
Exons: 3
Coding region: 985-1842 (285 amino acids)
Source: RefSeq, a predicted model, not a curated record
AAAUCAUGUUUUCUUGCGGGCAAAUUACUACAAUAUACACUCUGUCCACAUUGCAAAAACACCACAAAAAAACUCAGAACGACUACAAAAUGACUAUCAAGAGAUAUAACAUUACAUUAAAGACAUGCAAACUUUCUAAAAUAAAAAACGAAGGAAGGAAGGAGAGACAGAAAAUGAUUAGACACAAAAUAUAAUUAAGGGAUAUAAAGGGAGAUGUAGGCUAAAGUGGCUGAAGAGAUGCAAAAAUUCCACAAGGAGAUGCUAGAGAGUCCAAAAACCAUUUCAAAAGACAAAAGAUGAGCACAAUGAGACAAACCUAAUAAAAACUUAAUGUAAAAUCACCACAAACCACUGCAAAUCUCAAGAAAAAAGACAAUUAAUAUACUUGUGUGUGGUCAGUUUGAUAGAAGGGGGUUUUAACAAAUUGAUUCCUGGGGCAGGUGGAUUAAAUCUGUAAUUAUAUAACACUAAAUCUACAAGUAAUUUCUUGCAAACACAAUGGAAGUUAGAGAAAACAGAAUUCAGUUAGUGUAUUUAGUGUUUCUGAGUUAUGAGGUGAGCCUUCAUCUCCAGUUACAAACAACACAUUUUCAUAAAAGUUUGACUUAAAACUGACUUCGUAAAGUAAACGAGAAAGUCACAAAGUGUUUAAAUCAAACUUAGCUUGUAUUCAUAAUACCCCGAUUAAGGUAACUGCAUGAAUUCAUUUGGGCAAAGGGAAUAAGUCAGUUGUCAUCACUGCACUGCUGCCACCACCACGUGAUCGCGCACGUACUGUUAAAGUGGGGGGUUACGUGCGCGCGUACAAAAAGCCCGAUUCACAAAAGCAUCAAAUCUCCAGUGAGUAGGGCACAAAGUUGUGCACACAGGCUUCAGCAGGCGGUCACAAAAGCGUUACUAGAGAUACUUUGAAGAGAGACUUGAGCAGGAGCUGAAGCCCACCAGGACGCAAGGGGAACCGAGAACCCGCAGCGGCUUACCGGGAUGGUGCGCCUGUUGAGCUGCCUACUGCUGGGAUAUCUGACCUGGAAUCUGAGGAUAUCGGACGCUCUGGGAGAGUACUGCCACGGCUGGCUGGACGCUAAUGGGAAUUAUCACGAGGGCUUCCAGUGUCCAGAGGACUUUGACACUAUGGACGCCACCGUGUGCUGCGGGUCCUGCUCGCUUCGUUACUGCUGCGCGGCCGCGGACGCAAGACUGGACCAGGGGAUCUGCACCAACGACAGGGAGAUGGAUAACACAGAGUUCGCAGCGCAACCUGUCUAUGUUCCCUUCCUGAUGGUGGGAAGCAUCUUCAUCGCCUUUGUUGUGGUUGGCUCACUGGUUGCUGUUUACUGCUGCACAUGUCUGCGGCCGAAGCAGCCCACCCAGCAGCCCAUUCGCUUCUCCCUGCGCAGUUGCCAGGGCGAAACUAUCCCCAUGAUCCUCACAACCGCUCCACCGAGUCUGCGUGCCCCAUCGCGACAGUCGAGCACGGCCACCACCAGCUCCAGUUCAGCCGGUGGGGGCAGCUCCAUGCGGAGGUUUUCUCUUGGUGCUCAAGGGCAGCAGCAGCAGCACAGCUGCCUGGUGUCUGCCACAGUCUCCUCCUCAGCCUCCACUCCCACUCAGACUCCACUGACUCUACCUCCACCACCACCUCCUCCUUACACAUCUCCACCUGCACCUAUGGCAGGAAGCAUCCAGCACCAGCUGACCUCUACUCAUGCCCAACUGCAACUCCAACAGCCCUCGCACCCUUCUCAGAGCACCAGCUUUCUCCUGCCACAGCAGUACUUCUUCCCCCUGCAGCCCGAAGCCUUCACAGCGGCUAAGGGCUAUACUGACUUUGGCCAGAGCUGACAGGGCUCCCAGCAGGGAAAAUGGAGGGAUUACAAGAAUUUUAGAGGGUAGGAUGUAAGCCGGAGAGGACAAACACACAGCAGCACAGCUGGUGGCGUAAAGAGGUUCAGCCAGGGUGACUGGGCACAAAGAGCAACAGGAGGGUGAGGCAGAAAGCAUGACAAAACUGUCAGAAUUGAACAGUAUGGGGGAGCUUCCCAGCACAGGAGACAACUACAGACCUGUCAGGAGCCAUAUCGGAAUUUUAUGCACUUUUUAAACUGCAAGCAGAUCUCCGUGGUAUAUAUACAUACAUAAUUUGUUGUUGCUGUCUUUGGUGGAAAUUCAAAGUUUUUUCAUCUUCCUUUUAAAAGAGGUGAGACUGUCCUGAGCAUUGUCAUUUUAUAGAAGUAUAUCAGACAGCAGAAACCAGGGAGUUCUGUUUUCUGACAAUCAGAUUGACUUCUUAAAGAUGAGAAUGUUUUCUUUUUGACAAAAUGUGGCCUUCUGUGAGAUUUUAUACACGAAUUUUACUCAAUGUCGUGAUGCUGAUUUCCUAAUUUACGACAAAUAAAAGUUGACUUUUAACUUCUGA